Cydia splendana is the source of this 5024-nucleotide messenger RNA. RefSeq names its product sodium/potassium-transporting ATPase subunit beta-1-like. The coding region runs from base 79 to 966 and encodes 295 amino acids. Lineage: Eukaryota; Metazoa; Arthropoda; Insecta; Lepidoptera; Tortricidae. The record is from RefSeq and is a predicted model, not a curated record. The transcript is spliced from 7 exons. Gene Ontology annotation, molecular function: ATPase activator activity. Gene Ontology annotation, cellular component: sodium:potassium-exchanging ATPase complex. Gene Ontology annotation, biological process: sodium ion export across plasma membrane; potassium ion import across plasma membrane; intracellular sodium ion homeostasis.
AUGCGCAUACAAUUUAGUAAUCGCAUCUCAGUCGAGUCCCGAACGCCGAGAGAGGUGCACGUGUUUUAAGUUUUCAAAAUGGCGGGUAAAUCGAAUGGUACGGACGUCGGUCAUAUGGCCGAAUGGGUCCGCGCACCACCCCCUACGGGGCCAUGGCUUCACAGAGUUGGAAAGGCCAUUUAUAAUCCUGAUGAGAAGAGUUUUUUGGGACGUACGCCGAAACGGUGGGGAAUCGUGAUAACAUUCUACCUGGUGUUCUACGCGGUGCUGGCACUAAUGUUCGCUACCUGCAUGGGGGGUCUACUCCUCAGCCUGAACAAGGACCGCCCUACCUACACACUGGAUCAGUCUCUCAUUGGUUCAAAUCCAGGUGUAACAGCGCGCCCUCUAUCGGUCACGGGUGAAAUAAAAAUCGACCACAGUGAUGCGAACUCUACCAACGAGUACGUUGACCAGCUGAACGAGUUUUUUGCGCCGUACGUGACCGACCCGCUGUACGGGCAUGGGGAGUGUGUGCCCGCAGACAACUUCGGAUACCCGGACACUCCGUGUCUCCUCCUCAAAUUAAACAGGAUAAUCGACUGGGAGCCCCAUUAUUACAACGACGCUGCCAGUCUGCCAGAGGACUUUCCUACGGAGCUGGUUGAUCACAUCAAGAAUCUGACAACUCCAGCAGAACGUUCCCGGGUGUGGGCAUGGUGCUGGGACGAGAACCAACGAGUGGAACUGGAGUACCCGUGGGGACGAGCUCUACCCGCCUUCCAGACCUACAAGGCUGGUGCUACGCAUAGGAACCCUAUAGUUGCUGUCAGGCUCAAACAAGUGUCCAACAGCACGGUGAUCCGCUGCCGUCUCCUCGCCAAGAACAUCAUCUACAACAAGAGCUUGAAAGAACCUUCUGGCUAUGCGCGCGUCAUUAUAAAUGUUGUGAGCGGAACUCCAUCGAACGGUGAAACUAUAGAGUAGGCUUAAAGCUAUAAUUUAUACCAGUCAACGUAUGGUACCUAUAUACUCUACACUUGAUAGGGUCACACUUCCUAUACUAUAUCUGUAAGAUAACCUAAAAGAACAUUGUUUUUUAAUGUUGUUAGCCGGUGGGGUUCUUCCACCGAAUGGUGGAACCACAGAGCAGGCUUAAAACUACGAUUUGCACCAGUCAACAAUUAUCCUCGAACCCUAAAUGGGUACAGCUAUUCAAUUCCUAAUAGAUCUAUAAAAUGCUCAUGGGAGCCUGGGGUCCGCUUGGCAACUAAUCCCAAGAACUGGCGUAGGCUCUAGUUUUUACGAAAGCGACUGCCAUCUGACCUUCCAACCCAGAGGGUAAACUACACCAUUGGGAUUAGUCCGGUUUCCUAACGAUGUUUUCCUUCACCGAAAAGCGACUGGUAAAUAUCGAAUGAUAUUUCGUACAUAAGUUCCGAAAAACUCAUUGGUGCGAGCCGGGGUUUGAACCCGCGACCUCCGGAUUGAAAAUCGCACGCUCUUACCGCUAGACCACCAGCGCUUCUUGUAUACGCGGGUCACUAUAUAAACCUAAGCAGAACCCCGAAUUGGUAAUGACAGAACAAACUUAAAACGACGAUAUACACUCGUCAACAUGUAAACUCCUACUCAAGAUGGGGAUACUUAUACACUACCUAAUAGAUCUAUAAAAGAAUCUCGAAGAGUCGGCGCAGUAAACUGAGUAAACGCAUGUCAAUAUAAACAUAAACGCAAGCUGAACCUUACCAAACGGUGAUACUACAGAGCAGGCUUAUAGCUACGAUUUACACCAGUUAACAUGUAACUUCCUACUCAAGAUGGGGAUACUUAUAUAAGAAUAUAACUAGGACACAAAUGAAAUUAUUUUAAGUAUGAAAUAUUUAGUAGAGGGGAACAUCCGAACAUUUUGACCAAGCUGAAACGGAGACCUUCACUAACGUUCGGUCGAAAAUAGGUAUUAAGUAUAAAAUAAAAAAUAAAAAUAUACAAGGCAAAUUGUCAAUAGGGGGUAUAACUGCAAUGUUCUGCUGCCAGAGUGCAGCACUAAGCUAGCUAGUAAACCAUAGACUGCCAUAGAGUAACUUAUACAUACUGUGCCUUAAACUGUUUUUUGACAAGUUUUCACAGACAAUAAAAUAUGACAUUGAUGCAUCAAGGCGGUUUGUUAACAAGGGCCUACCGUGAAACGCGAAAAUCGAAAUUUAGUUAUCUGCCUCUUUAAUCUCUUUAUCGCUCGAAUAUGUAAGAGUGAUAGACAGGUUAGAUAACGAAAUUUCGAUUUUUUCGUUUCGCGUUAGAUCCCCAGAUUGUGAUGGAUAGUGGUAGUGGCGCCCCCUACGCAGAGUUUUGCGUAAUAUUCCCUAUUAUAUCAGAUACCCACCAUACACCACCAUUUAUUUUAAGGCUGUUGUAUAUUCUGUCUGUUGUUGUUGUAAUUCGAUUUAUUAGCAAACCAACUUUAAUUAUUUCGUUAUGUGAGUUAUGUCACUAGUUUUUCAAAUUAGCAUUUGUUUAUUUAAAUAAAGUGCAAGCUCACAGUAUUACACCUAUUCACUUACAUGCUAGAAAAAUAAAUAAAUGUCAGGAAAAUUACAAAAAAAAAACAUACAAACAGAUAUAUGUCAAAAAAGGUAAUAUUUACAAUUCAGUCAAUGAAUUGCAUUAUUUAAAAUUUUGAAAAUGUCUAGCAGUAUUGCAUAAGUAUGCUAAACUAUAGAUGGUCAAGCAAAUCUUGUCAGUAGAAAAAGGCGCGAAAUUCAAAUUUUCUAUGAAACGAUAUCCCUUAGCGCCUACAUUUUUCAAAUUUGCCGCCUUUUUCUACUGACAAGAUCUGCUUGACCAAGUAUAUUAGCGAACAUGUCGGCAUCUGCGCGACGAAUAGAGCGUGCGUGGCAGGGCUAUAACCGGGAAAAUCGAAGUUACUUUAGCAAAUUGCGGGCAUCUUUCUCUGUCAUUCUAAUUACGCCCUCAUUGGAGUAAAAGAGAAAGAUCCCCGCAAUUUGCUAAUUUCGGUUUUCGCGGUAGGCCCCCAGGAGCGUCCCUUGCGUAGCAUGUGCGAGCGGCAGGCCGCUGCAACAGGCCUGGCCGUGGUAUCCACUACCCCCUUUUUCAUAAAACUUUACGGGCCUGAUUUAGUUAAAUUAUGUUUUAUCCCUUUCUUACAAAUACAUAAGUCAAAAUGACAGAUAAAGACAAACGAUUAUUAGCUAAUUGAGGUUUGUAGCGCGUUUAUGAAUAAGAAAACUAGUGUGUUCGCGCGAACUGUACAUUUUUCUCUCCUGUGGGCAAUAGUUAACAGCUUGUGGGCAUGUAAGUAAUGAUUUUAUCAUAGUUCUCUAAAUAAAAGGAGGACCUUUUCACGUGGAUAAGGGUUAAAUAAGAAAAUUAACCUUUAUAGCCCUUAACUCUUGUGUAUGUCUACAGGAAAGACAUAACACAGUGAUCUGUUUGACCCAAAUCUAAGUAGGUAAGCAUACCAGAGCUUAAUGUUAAAAAUAAUUUCCUUUGGCUUUUGAGUUAUCAACUUUGUGAGUUAAAAGAGAAAUAUAUAGUGUUAUUUCCAGCAAGUUUGUGUAGAUAAUUCUGGAUAAUUCGCUCUUUAAGAAACUAUCAUUAUCGCUGCAGAUAAUCUUAGUGUAAAAUAAUGCACGACAACCUCCUGGUAUUUUUUUUAAACGGGUCACUCACGUAUACGGUACUUUUCUGUAUUUAAAAUAAAUUAUUUUACACCAUGCAUGAAAUAAAGCAACAGAAGAUUAAUAGAGAAACGUAGACAGCAGUUAUUUUUACACAAUUUCUAUUUUAAAACCAGUAUAAAACAGUAAAGAGUAGGUAAUUUGAUUGUGACGUUACAUGCUAGUGUUUUGUUUUAUAUAAAUUCUAUGUAUAGUACCAAAAUCGUUUUGACAGUUCGAAAAUAGUAACUGAUUUGACUAUUAUUAAGUCGAAUAGCUCGGCAUGUUUUGAUCCAAUUUAUAUACAAGGAUCCUCUUCACGGAGCUUUACUGGGAACCGAUUUUUGAAAUUCGACCGCUCGAUUUCAUGUAUUUCGUUCAAUAAUAUCUCCACUACUAGGCAUUUAAAUUCUACUAAUAGAAUUGAAAACGAGUGGUCAAUACCACUAGAUUCCCAAUUUCUAUCGCUUCUAUUUAAAAAAAUUGCAUUUCGUCAUUUUCCACCGAUUUUUGAGUGACGAAAUCGAACGAUCGCAAUUCAAAAAUCGGCCCUUAAUAAUACGUGAGUGAGUGACCUAUUUUAAUAAUUUUAAUAUGUUUGAGUCUCACGGGAGUUUUAUAGUGAAAAUCUCCUUGAAUUUGGAAUUUUGUCCCACUUAGUACCUUGUCACAGUAACAAUCAAUACUUACCAUAAAAUGUGCCUAUAGUUCGUUUUUUUUAGCAUUAGAAAUAAGGUAAACAAUCUUGAUGUGUCUUUUACUUGAAAAGCACAUUUUAAAAAUAAGUCACGGCAAAUAUGUAACAAUUAUGAAUCUAAUACGAUCAUUUAUAUUCUUCUGCUUUCGUAAGUAGUAGUUAUUGAUUAUUAAAAAGCGUUUUUCAAUUAAAAGGCAUGUCAAGAUCGGUUACCUUCUUUCAAGUUCUUUCUAAUGCUAAAAAAAACCGGGCAAGUGCGAGUCGGACUCGCGCACGAAGGGUUCCGUACCAUAAUGCAAAAAAAAACGAAAAAAAAGCAAAAAAAAAAACGGUCACCCAUCCAAGUACUGACCACUCCCGACGUUGCUUAACUUUGGUCAAAAAUCACGUUUGUUGUAUGGGAGCCCCAUUUAAAUCUUUAUUUUAUUCUGUUUUUAGUAUUUGUUGUUAUAGCGGCAACAGAAAUACAUCAUCUGUGAAAAUUUCAACUGUCUAGCUAUCACGGUUCGUGAGAUACAGCCUGGUGACAGACGGACGGACGGACGGACGGACGGACAGCGAAGUCUUAGUAAUAGGGUCCCGUUUUACCCUUUGGGUACGGAACCCUAAAAACUAACUAUACUUUGCGAACUGGGUAUUUGUGCAUUUAUACAGGGUGGCUAAAAACAAGU